GUUUCAUCAAGAAAACGAAGAAGAAAAUUCAUGUGUGUUCUAGUUUCACUGCAGUCCACAGUACAGCAUGAAAUCUUACAGAAAUAUUCUUUUGGUAGUGUUUUUGACUCUACCAUCACUUUACCAGACAUUUCCAUGCGUAGAAUCAGUUAAGGAAGUUACAUGUGGAUAUAAAGCAUGCCAUAAGACCAUUCCUGGCAUGAUAAAUGUGCACAUGAUACCACAUUCACAUGAUGAUGUCGGUUGGCUGAAAACAGUGGAUCAGUAUUAUUAUGGAAGUAAACAGUCUGUGCAAAGAGCUGGUGUGCAGUACAUUAUAGAUACUGUGUUAAGAGAGCUUCAAGAAAAUCCAGAUAGAAGGUUUAUUUACGUUGAAACUGCUUUCUUAUGGAAGUGGUGGCUGGAUCAUGAUGAAGUUAAGCAACAGCAACUGAUAGAUCUUAUCAACUCUGGGCAGUUGGAGAUUGUUGGUGGGGCCUGGAGCAUGAAUGAUGAAGCAGCUACACACUAUCAGUCAAUAAUAGAUCAGUUUACAUGGGGUUUGAGGAAACUGAAUGACACAUUUGGAGCCUGUGGUCGUCCUCAUGUAGGAUGGCAGAUUGACCCAUUUGGACAUUCUCGGGAAAUGGCAUCCCUGUUCAGCCAGUUCGGAUAUGAUGGCUUGUUCUUUGCAAGAGCUGAUUACCAAGACCUCAAUAAUCGCUUUGCAACAAAAACAACACAAAUGAUUUGGCAAGGGAGUGUUAACUUAGGUACAGCAUCACGCCUGUUUACUGUGGCUUUCAAUGGCUCAUAUUCUCCACCAUCUGGUUUCUGUUUUGAUAUUAACUGCAAUGAUGAACCAAUUAUUGAUGACAUUAACAGCCCUGAUUAUAAUGUGGAUUCAAGGGUUGCUGAAUUUACAGCCUACAUUGAGAGUUUAGCAUCUCAUCUCCAAACUGAGCAUGUGUUAGUUACAAUGGGUGAUGACUUCAAUUACCAAGAUGCAGCCCAGUGGUUUGUUAAUCUGGAUAAAUUGAAAAAGUAUGUUAAUGCCAAACAAGAAGAGGGAGGACGAUUGAAUGUGUUAUAUUCAACUCCUACUUGUUAUCUGAAAGCCUUAAAUGAAGCCAACAUAACAUGGACAGUUAAAGAUGAUGACUUCUUUCCUUAUGCAAGUGAUGAACACUCCUAUUGGACUGGCUAUUUUGUUUCUCGAACUACAAGUAAAUACUUUGAAAGACAGGCAAACAAUUUCCUUCAGAUCUGCAAGCAACUUUUUGUUCUGGCAAAUGUUGAAGAAGCAUAUGAGAAUCAUUUGAAUAAUCUCCGUGAAGCAAUGGGUGUCAUGCAACAUCAUGAUGCCAUUACAGGCACAGCAAAACAGAAUGUGUUUGAAGAUUACAGUCGUCUCAUAUAUGAAGGUAUUCAACAUUGUGGAAACAUUACUGAAAGAGCUCUCAGUAAACUUUCAUCAUCAGAUCUACCAUUUGUAUCUUGUUUGUUAAGAAAUGUUAGCCAGUGUGAGCCUUCUGAAAAUUCCAAAACAUUUAUGGUUACUGUGUACAAUCCAUUGAGUCACGAAGUAUCUUAUUAUGUCAGACUUCCAGUUCUUGGGACUGCAUAUUCUGUAAGAGAUGCUUCAGGAAAUGAGCUGAAAGUACAAAUGGCAACCAUACCGGACCCAGUCCGCAAUUUGCCCGAAAGAAACAGUAAUGCAACUACUGAAAUUGUAUUUCUGGCAAAUAAUAUUCAACCCCUUGGCUUCCAUUCAUACUACAUUACUGAGCUGCACAGUACAGAUGAUACAAGGCGGAAUGAGUUAGAAAGCUCAGAUACAGCAAUAGGAAAUGAUGUUCUCCAAGCAAUGUUCAAUGAAAGUACUGGUUUGCUCCAGUCUGUUAUGUUCAAUAAUGAAGAAAUAACUUUGCACCAGAAUUUCCGUUAUUAUGAAGGAUGGGCUGGAAAUAAUUCUCAGCCAUCACUAAGGGCUUCUGGUGCAUACAUAUUCCGUCCUUAUGGAACUUCAGUGGAGGUGUCACCUGUGGUGGGAACAAAAUUUUACAAAGGAGAGCUUGUGGAAGAGGUUCAUCAGGAGUUCACUAAUUGGAUAAGUCAAGUUAUUAGAGUUUAUAAAGAUACAAAUCACAUUGAAUUUGAGUGGCUGGUGGGCCCCAUACCAGUUGAUGAUGAUAUUGGAAAGGAAAUUAUUACCCACAUAACAACAGACUUGGUCAACAAUGAAACAUUUUACACUGACUCCAAUGGCAGAGAAAUGUUGAAAAGGGUAGUCAACUUCCGGCCCACUUGGGAUUUAGAAGUUAAUGAACCUAUUUCAGGAAAUUACUAUCCUAUAACUUCAAAAAUAGUUAUAGAGGAUGCUUUUAAAGAUUUAAGAUUGGCUAUUUUAAAUGACAGAGCACAAGGAGGAUCCAGCCUGAGAAAUGGAGAAAUUGAAAUAAUGGUGCACCGUCGUCUGUUGAAUGAUGACGCAAAAGGCGUUGGUGAAGCACUUGAUGAUGAAGCAUUUGGUAAGGGCCGAAUUGCUAGGGGGAAGCACUAUUUGGUUGUUGGUCCAACUACAGGAUCUGGAAACCUAAGUCUUGCGGCCCAGGAGAGACGAUUGGCACAGGAGAAGUUGCUGAGCCCAUGGGUCUUUGUUACUCCACUAAAUAUAUCAUUUGAUGAAUGGACUUCUUACACAACAGAGUUCUCAGGAGUCUUCCAAAAUGUACCAGAAAACGUCCACAUUCUAACUUUGGAACCAUGGAAAAAUAAUACAGUAUUAUUGCGGCUAGAACAUAUACUUGAAAAUAAUGAAGAUCCUAUCCUUUCAAAUGCCACUGUAGUAAAUUUGGAGGAGCUGUUUACAACGUUUGCCAUUAAAUCCGUACGUGAGUCAACACUAGCAGCAAACCAGUGGCUUGGGGAAUAUGGCAGACUCAACUGGAUAGACACAUCAGGUGUCGGUAUGGACAGUUGGGAGGUACCCAAUGAUCUCCCCAAUAUCACUCUCAAACCCAUGCAGAUCAGGACAUUUAUUGUUGAAGUAACUCGGUAAAGCACUGGCAUAUUUACUGAAUAAAUAAUGGUUGCAUAAGUA
Messenger RNA from Schistocerca gregaria, 3082 nucleotides. RefSeq names its product lysosomal alpha-mannosidase-like. NCBI's taxonomy places the organism in Eukaryota, Metazoa, Arthropoda, Insecta, Orthoptera, Acrididae. The transcript has 17 exons. Gene Ontology annotation, cellular component: lysosome. Gene Ontology annotation, biological process: mannose metabolic process. Gene Ontology annotation, molecular function: alpha-mannosidase activity; carbohydrate binding. The record is from RefSeq and is a predicted model, not a curated record. The coding region runs from base 68 to 3040 and encodes 990 amino acids.